GAAGCUUGCAGCAUCCUCAAUGGCAGCACCAUUCUGUUUGUUGGGGAUUCCCUUGUCCGCCAUGUAUAUACAGCUAUGGUGUUGAUUGUGACAGGGAAUAUGAAAGAUGGAGCUGUGAACGAUAACGUACCAAAGGAUGUAAGAAACAUAUGUAGCGGAAUGAAUAUGUUCACAGAGAAGGUUUGUCGAUUGCAUCUCAAGUACACUCUUCACGCUUGCAAUGGUUCAGUUAGACUGGAGCUAAAUUACCUUUAUUCCGCGGACCAAGGCCAACAAUUGAAACAACGUGUUGUUAAUUCGAACAGCAAGUCACUGCUUUUAGUUGGUAUUGGAAUUCAUAACAAUUUUAAUCAUAAAGUGGUUCAAACAAAGUAUCUUUUACCGACACUGACUUACAAGAGGGACAGUAAGAGAUCUUGGCCAAAAGUUUUGUGGGCAACUAGUCACGCCCCUGGUAUAAUGAAGUCCCCCAAAAUGUUAGCUCAGUCUUAUGAAAGUGUUCAACGUUACAAUGUCAACAUGGCUCCUUUCCUAAAAACAUGGGAAAUUCCAGUUUUCGACACUUUUAACAUGACUGACGGAAUGACGAGUUUCGAUGGUGAGCAUUAUGGACUUGGGAUGAAUGUGGCAAAAGCAAAUGUACUCCUGAGUUACCUGGACGAACUUAAAAAUAGAGGGCUGUGGUAAAACUGCUACUUAUUUUAAUACUUAAGCACAUAGGUUGUACCCUCACAGUUUCUUCGACCAUGUUCAUGUGUCAUUUGGAGAUGUUUAACACCG
Haliotis rubra (blacklip abalone) is the source of this 780-nucleotide messenger RNA. RefSeq lists its product as uncharacterized. The coding region runs from base 76 to 687 and encodes 203 amino acids. The transcript has 2 exons. The record is from RefSeq and is a predicted model, not a curated record. Lineage: Eukaryota; Metazoa; Mollusca; Gastropoda; Lepetellida; Haliotidae.